CCGUACACCACCUGGAGCUUAGUAGCAGCCGCACUAGCAGCAACAGCUCCUGUGCCGCCUGCCACUCCCUGUGGUCUCUCACACCGCCUACUAUUAAAUAAAUUCAUUCGUCCCGCUAUGGCUCCGGCAUCGAGAUCGUCUCGUCCCAUCCGUUCCAGUCGCACCCAAGUCCAAUCCUACCAUGAAGAAAGCAGCUCCGAAGGUCGUGAUGACGAGGAUACCCAGUCAGACGAGGAACGAGCGAGGCGCUUGUCGCUCUCGCUGCGCCCCCGCAACUCAGCUCGCAUGCCCAAAUCCUACCGUGAGGAAUCCACUGACGAUGACUUUGAUGCCACCAAUGAUGAGCCGGAGGCUGUAGUCCCUACGAUUGACGCUCCUGAGCAUCUUACUUACCCGUUUACUGAGACGAACAGUCGAUCCGCGCCAUCACGAGCCCCGCGCAACCGAACGGUGAAGACUCGCUCCCAGACAAAGAACGUGGAAAAGCGCACAGGUCGGAGACGUAUCGAGCUUGGCCGACCGCUCAAAAAACGUAGGAAGGUUGAGGAAGAUAAUACGCCGAUUGUUACUUCGGGGGUCAUUCCACCAUGGCAAACUCUCCCAUACCACAUACUCUUUGAUAUAUUCUCCUGUGCAGCGAGUCCACUAAUGGAUGAAAAGACCGCGAGUAGACAUAGCUCCGUCCAGUGGCUCGUGAACAUUGCUUUGAUGUGUCAUGCGUUUCAUGAACCUGCGCUGGCGGCUCUCUAUCAUUGUCCUCCCCUCCUGCCAGCAGCUAAGGCCCAUGCUUUGUUACAGCUACUGGCUAAGCCCCAAGACUCUCUUUCCACUAACUAUGUUAGCAAGGUCAAAGAACUGCAUGUUGACGUUGAGAGUCUUUUAUUUUACAAGAGCGGACCGACUCUGGGAUAUUUUGAGUUGUCGAGGCUAAUUGAACAAACCCCUCAGGUCAAAACACUGCGUCUCUACCAUAAAGAAGAUUACUUUCUGGGCGGCUCCCCCUGGCUGAACCCAAGGUCGAGAUGGACAUAUCCAGACUCUCUCUUUGCAUCACUGGUCUCCAGUUCAAUACACCUACGAUCAUGGGAAUGGAACAGUCGUUUCAUGGAGACCAGACAGCUGCUACCCGUCAUGCUAGAAAAACACUUGCAGCCCGCAUUUCAUAGACUCCAGGAACUUCGAUUGUUGCACUUAACUUCGGAGGAUGCGGAUGGUGACGAGUUGGGCUCCGACGAAAAUGAAGUGGUUCUCGCCACAGCACUACGAGAACUCCCGGACCUGCGCCGCUUGGACUUUGUACAAUGUUCCAUUGUGAACGAAUACCUCUUCCCCAACUUGCCGAUGGGACUUACUUCACUCACCAUUAACAAUUGUGACAACGUCACUGCCAUGAAUCUUGGCUCAUUUCUCUUCUCUCAUGGCCAUCAUCUUCAAAUCUUAGAUCUGAGACAUAACCGCCAUCUAAGCCUAGCCUUCGCUGUGAAUCUUGCAGAGUCCUGCAAGAAUCUCGAGAAGUUCAGAAUGGAUAUAUCCAUGUAUGAUGCGUCGAGCUAUCACGACGUCGAACCCCAUUUUCAAACCCUGCUUGACCUGUCAACCGGUGUUCCAACCUGGCCAUCCACGCUGCAAGACAUUGAAUUGAUUCAGUUACGCAAAUGGGAUGAUACGACAGCUGAGGUCUUUUUUGGGACGCUCAUCGAUGCGGCGUCUGAACUGCGAAGUUUGCGACGACUUGUGAUCAGUGCAAUCCUCAAGAUCGGCUGGCGAGAUCGUGCGUCCUUUCGAGAAAAAUGGAUCGGAAAGCUAGAGAAGACGUUUUUGCGACGAAGUCAACCCCCGGACCCGAACCUCCGAUCUAUCCCUCGCGCCGCUCCGCAAUCAGAUGUAACCCAUAGUCGUACCCCACAAGCCGAGGAGACUCAUACGCACUCUGACACCCAACAUAGCGGGUUUUCGACGCCAUCUAAACGCAAGAGCGCGCGUCUUGCUCUGAGGAAAUUUUCUGAGACUGGCGAUGAUGAAACCGAAAACGCAGAGAAGCAGCAAUCCCGGGAGGCCAGCGACAAACCACUGAAUGCGAGACAAGGCAUGUGUGAUGUUGUGAUGGUCCGUAUUGACAAUCAGCGUCCGUCCGAGACACAAUACAAUGAGGGGGAUUUCCUCGACGACGAGCUCAGUGGCGAUGAAGACUGGAAUGGGAAUGAUCUGGACGUCAAUGAUGGGAGACACGCGUGGUAAACUUAUCUUUCAGACCUGUUGGCGAUUACGUUUGCUUUAUCUAGUUUGUUUCUCUUGAUUUUACAUGAUACACACUGGGUAAUUUGGUCAAGGAGUUCGGGAUCGAUAAAGGCUUG
Molecule: messenger RNA, 2354 nt
Organism: Aspergillus costaricaensis CBS 115574
Lineage: Eukaryota; Fungi; Ascomycota; Eurotiomycetes; Eurotiales; Aspergillaceae
Exons: 1
Coding region: 118-2238 (706 amino acids)
Source: RefSeq, a predicted model, not a curated record